AUGAGUGGCUACGACAGAGCACUUUCCAUCUUCUCACCUGAUGGCCAUAUUUUCCAAGUCGAAUAUGCUCUGGAAGCAGUUAAAAGAGGAACUUGUGCCGUAGGGAUCAAGGGCAAAGACUGCGUGGUCAUCGGCUGCGAAAGGCGGUCAACAUUGAAGCUGCAGGAUCCGCGUAUUACUCCUUCCAAAAUCGCCAAGAUCGACUCGCAUGUGGUACUAUCUUUCGCGGGGCUGAACGCAGACAGCAGAAUCCUUAUUGAGAAGGCCCGCGUAGAAGCGCAGUCGCACAAGCUCACACUCGAGGACCCUGUCUCUGUGGAUUACCUGACGCGGUACGUCGCAGGGGUGCAGCAGAAAUACACGCAAUCCGGCGGUGUGAGACCCUUUGGUGUGUCGACAUUGAUUGCGGGUUUUGAUCCUCGUGAUACGACCCCAAAGCUGUACCAGACUGAGCCCAGUGGUGUGUACUCUGCUUGGAGCGCCCAGGCCAUUGGCAGGAAUAGCAAGACCGUGCGCGAGUUCCUCGAGAAGAACUAUGCGCGCGACGCGCCUCCUGCCACAGAGCAGGAGUGUGUCAAGCUCACCGUUAAGGCGCUGUUGGAAGUGGUGCAGACGGGCGCCAAGAACAUCGAGAUCACUGUUGUCCGCCCUGCGUCUCAAAUCGCCAACCUGUCAAGCGACGACAUCGGCAAGUACGUCGACGAAAUUGAGCAAGAGAAACAGCAGGAACUCGAGAAGAAGAAGCAGAAGCGGGGCGAGAACUAG
Lachancea thermotolerans CBS 6340 is the source of this 765-nucleotide messenger RNA. RefSeq names its product proteasome core particle subunit alpha 4 (gene PRE6). NCBI's taxonomy places the organism in Eukaryota, Fungi, Ascomycota, Saccharomycetes, Saccharomycetales, Saccharomycetaceae. The transcript has 2 exons. Gene Ontology annotation, biological process: ubiquitin-dependent protein catabolic process. Gene Ontology annotation, cellular component: proteasome core complex; proteasome core complex, alpha-subunit complex; nucleus. The coding region runs from base 1 to 765 and encodes 254 amino acids. The record is from RefSeq and is a predicted model, not a curated record.